Molecule: messenger RNA, 1130 nt
Organism: Uloborus diversus
Lineage: Eukaryota; Metazoa; Arthropoda; Arachnida; Araneae; Uloboridae
Product: nucleoporin NUP35-like
Exons: 8
Coding region: 174-923 (249 amino acids)
Biological process (GO): regulation of DNA-templated transcription; nuclear pore organization; NLS-bearing protein import into nucleus
Cellular component (GO): nuclear membrane; nuclear pore nuclear basket; nuclear pore central transport channel
Molecular function (GO): structural constituent of nuclear pore; single-stranded DNA binding; phospholipid binding
Source: RefSeq, a predicted model, not a curated record
UUUUGCUUUAUAUUUUUUAAAAACUUGCAAUUCCACUAGGGUGUCAGCCCUCAGACAGAUGACACCCAGGGUGGACUGCCCUCCCAACCCCCGUAGUGACGCCACUGUCUUUUAUACAAAGCUCCACUCACUAUUUAAAAUGCAAACCAAUCUACUUUCAUCUUAUAAAGUAAAUGAACAUUGAUUUUUUAAAAAAAUUUCUUUGCAGUGCGUUAUUGAAUUCUUCAAAUGUUGCAAAAAGUAGUGGACCACCAACGCAAGGACUUCUCUAUUCUGCUUCCACACCUACAACCUCCUUUAAUGUUUCAGAAAUGGGCCCUAUUUCGAAAAUCACUCAAGACAAAGAAGAUGCAAAUUUUAGUAGUAUCUUAUCUCCAAAUAAACUGUUUUCUGCCAACAAUACAACUUAUUUAUCACCAGCUCAAAUAGAUCCUUUCUUUACUCAAGGAGAAGCUCUUAAGAAUGGUGAGCAGUUGGAUGAAUCAUGGGUGACUGUAUUUGGGUUCCCUUCAGCAUCUAGUUCUUAUAUCCUUCAACAAUUUUCUCAAUAUGGAAAUAUAACAGAUCAUAAGAUAUCUCUUUCUGGUAAUUGGAUGCAUAUAAAGUAUCAAUCCAAACUUCAAGCCAAAAAAGCUUUGAGCAAAAAUGGUAAAAUUUUUAGUGGUAAUAUAAUGAUUGGAGUAAAACCUUGUAUUGAAAUGGAUCUCAUGGAGUCGACUAAAGAGAAUUUAGAAGAUACCAGUCUCCUAAAAACACAAGACAGUUUUCUCAACAGCAGUAGCAUUGAGCCUUCAAAACCAAGUUUAAAAAACAUAAGACCCUUGACGCAAGCAUAUCAAAGUCCAACAAUUCAAUCCCAGGCUCUUCAACAAAAAUCUGGAAAUAUUGUCUCAAAAGCUUUAGAGUACUUAUGGAAAUCUUGACGAACAAAAAUUUGAAUAUUUCUAAUUUGCACCUGUACCACCAAAAGGCUUUUGCAUUAUCAUUUUAAUAAAUUUUAAUAUUUGUAUUUAUCGAUGUAAUAAAUUGGUUCUUUGUGUUAUUAGCUUGAAUUGUUAGCCACUGUACCAAGAAUUUAAAUUUCUUCAAAAUCAUUGUAGUUUUUAAAAAUCAAUAAAACUAUGCAAAAA